This is a messenger RNA of Phytophthora sojae, 1776 nucleotides long. RefSeq lists its product as hypothetical. The transcript has a single exon. Lineage: Eukaryota; Oomycota; Peronosporomycetes; Peronosporales; Peronosporaceae. The record is from RefSeq and is a predicted model, not a curated record. Gene Ontology annotation, molecular function: protein binding. Bases 1 to 1776 code for a protein of 591 amino acids.
AUGGCUCCGCCCCCACUAACCAGCGUCACCGUCGUGACUCGCUUGCAGCCAGGCAUCGCGGAGCUCUCGCACGUGACGGCUACGCUAUCGGCCUUCCUGGACCGGUCCUCGAGUCUGCCGCUGGCUCGAGCUUGCGCGGUAGGCUCCGUGGCGCUCCUGGAAAGGAUCUGGACCGCCAGCAAGUCAACGGAGACCGCCGUGGUCCCGUGGUGCCAGCCGACGAAUACGUGGCGGCCGUCUCGGAUGCUGUGGACCAACCGCUACUACUACCAAGACCAGUUCGCCAAGGGCAUGAUCGAGGCCUGCAAGCACGCGGAUGCGAGCACGGUGCAGUGGCUGGUGGAGCACUUCUCAAGCUGCGUGGUGCCCGCUCAAGCGAUCGAGGCGGCGGCCCAACGAGGACAGCGGGAGAUCUUGGAGCUGCUGCUGAAGGUUCAUGGGGACUACAAGAGGGCGUCCAUGCCCGGAGCGCGAGCUCGCGCCGAGAACAAGCCCCACCAGGUCAAGUUCUGGGAAAGCAACGCCUUGUUGGCUGCUGCGACGGGAGGCCAUGGGGAUUUGGUGGUGUGGAUGUACGCGGACGUUUUCAAUGGCUUCUACAUGCAGAGCAACCAGGAAGUCAUGGACCAACUUGCACGCCACGGAGACAUGGAGGCCGUACGACGGCUCGUUGCGGAUCGCUGGCAGCCACCACGCCUCGACUUCGCAGCCGAAGGGGUCAACGUCGCUAUGGUGCAGUGGCUCCUCGACCAGCACAAGGAUGUUGGCAAGGAGUGGGCACUCAAGAAUGCGGCGGGAAAGGGGCACUUGGAGGUGGUGAAGCUGCUAACGAACGAAGGCCUGGUGUUCCUCGACGGCCAAGCGUUUUGUGACGCCGCAACGCACGGCCACUUGGCGGUGGUGCAGUGGUUGAAGGAGAAUAAUCUUGGUUGGAACAUGGCGUACAAGGCGAUCGACUUGGCGGCCGCUAACGGACACUUGGAAGUCGUCCGGUACCUCCACGAGAUCUGCUCCGCUGUGUGUACGCACAAGACGAUGCGAGCCGCCGCAAGCAACGGACAUUUGCGCGUGGUUCAGUGGCUUCACGCGCAGUUUUCAGAGGAUCUGAGCGUGGAUUUGUACGCGGCGGGAACCAAGCAGCAGUUCAACACCACGGUGAUGGAUGUCGCCGCAAUGAAUGGGCAUCUCCACGUCUUGAAGUAUUUGCACGACGUGGCUCUGGCGAUGGAGACUGUGGACCUGCUCCAAGAGUCUACCGGGGCGACGGUACCGACCUGCACACCUGCAGCAAUCCAGUUUGCAGCCGCAGGCGGCCAUCUUGAGGUGCUGCAGUGGCUCCACGUUAACUACUGGACAGAACCAUUGGUAGACGUCAUGGACGUCGCCGCUUCGAGUGGCAACCUGGCGAUGGUGAAGUGGCUCCACGAACACAGUGCAAGUAAAUUCUCGUCAGCAGCGAUGGACGGUGCAGCUAGUGAAGGGCAUCUGGCUGUGGUCCAGUGGCUGCAUGAAAACCGGUCCGAGGGCUGCACGGUCAAGGCGAUGGAUGACGCUGCUGCAAUGGGCCAUCUUGAAGUCGUUCAGUGGUUGAGUGGGCAUCGGACGGAGGGCUGCUCAGCGAAGGCGCUGGAGGGAGCUGUAAGCGCAGACCACUUCGACGUCGCGCUGUUUCUUGCUUCGGAGUGUCCGGGGCUUGGCUGCGUGACAGAGCACGACUUCAUAGACAAUCGCUACAUCAGCUCGUGGAUGGAGGAAGAAUACCCUCAGCAGGAGUAA